Messenger RNA from Eriocheir sinensis (Chinese mitten crab), 1955 nucleotides. RefSeq names its product endoglucanase 4-like. Lineage: Eukaryota; Metazoa; Arthropoda; Malacostraca; Decapoda; Varunidae. Gene Ontology annotation, biological process: carbohydrate metabolic process. Bases 99 to 1847 code for a protein of 582 amino acids. The record is from RefSeq and is a predicted model, not a curated record. Gene Ontology annotation, molecular function: polysaccharide binding; hydrolase activity, hydrolyzing O-glycosyl compounds. The transcript is spliced from 15 exons.
GGGUACCUACAUGUGUAGUUGAGGUGUUUGGCGGCAUGCACGUGCUUUCCGUGACUAUAUAAGGAGACAACAGAGACGACGGACGGCAGUCUGUCAACAUGCUGCAGCCACUCAAGCUGACCCUCGUUGUCCUCGCGCUCCUCGGCCUCCAUAAAGGGGCGGAGGGGCAGAUGUGUCCAGUGAUAUACAUCGACAAUGAGUGGGACGGCAACUACAACGCCAUCUUCUCCAUCGUCACCACCAUUCCUCUCUUCUACCUCGAGGUCUCCAUCACUUUUGACAACCCCUUGGACUUCAUGGAGUACUGGCAGGGGACUAUAGAAGUGGUCGACAGCACUCACUACGUCCUCACCAACCCGAAUCUCAUCGCUGAAGCCAAUGAUGUUGUCGAGUUCAACUUUCACGUGGCCUACUCGGGCGAAAAGCCGUUGGCAGUGGAGGUGGUGAUGAACGGAGAAGAUGUGUGUGAUGGAACCGGGGCCUGGACGACCCACCCGCCCGUCGAUAACCCCUGCCCGGCCACCGGCAUGACACCCUACGAUUACAGUCAGGUUCUUUGUAUGUCGUACGUGUUUUACGAGGCCCAGCGGUCUGGCUCCCUGCCGUCCACACAGCGCAUCACCUGGCGGAUGGACUCAGCCCUCGACGACGGCUCAGAUGUUGGACACGACCUGACGGGCGGCUACUAUGACGCCGGUGACCACGUCAAGUUCGGCUUCCCCAUGGCCUUCACCGCCACCAUGUUGGCUUGGGGCCUCGUCGACUUCGCUGAGGGACACGAUGCUGCUGGGCAAACAGACUAUGGCCUGGAGGCCGUGAAGUGGGCGACGGACUACUUCCUGAAGGCGUACACGGACACCACGGAGUUCUACGGACAGGUCGGACUAGGGUCGCCUGACCACGGCUACUGGGGCCCGCCCGAGGUCAUGACGAUGGAGCGCCCCUCUUUGAAGAUCGACGCCUCGGCUCCGGGGUCCGAGCUGGCGGGAGAGACGGCCGCCGCGCUGGCCGCUGCCUCCAUUGCCUUCAAGGACGUGGACUCAGCCUACUCUGACGAGCUGCUGGCGGCGGCGAAGGGCCUCUAUGACUUUGCCGACCAAUACCGAGGAGACUACCACAACGCCAUCACAGACGCUGCGGCCUAUUACAGGUCGUGGAGUGGGUACGGGGACGAGCUGUGCUGGGCUGCUCUCUGGCUCUACCGCGCCACGGGGGACGCGUCCUACCUGGACAAGGCUCAGGCUGCGUGGGACGAGUUUGAAAUGGCUGGGGAUGAGGUGUUACAAUUCUCUUGGGACGACAAACACGCCGGCGUGUUUGCCUUGGGCUCGAUGGUUGACCCAACAAACAGCCAGUACGAGACUGGGCUCAAGACCUUCCUCGACUUCCUGAAGAACGACGCUCCCUAUACUCCCGAGGGUCUCGUCUUCCUCGACCAAUGGGGCGCCAACAGGCACGCCGCCAACGUCGCUUUCAUCGCUCUUUGGGCGGCCAAGUAUGGUGACUCUGCCGAGGCCGCGGACAACCAGGCGUGGGGGACUGGGCAGAUCGGGCAACUGCUUGGCGACGGCGAACGCUCCUUCGUGGUGGGCUACGGCGCCAACCCGCCCGAGAGGCCCCACCACCGCUCCAGCUCGUGCCCGUGGCUCCCCAACCCCUGCGACGUUAACUGGGCCCAGCAGCAGCCCGGGCCCAACCCUCACGUGCUGUGGGGCGCGUUGGUGGGCGGCCCAUCCGAGGACGGUACAUACGUGGACGAACGAAUGGAUUACGUACAUAACGAGGUGGCUUGUGACUAUAAUGCUGCCUUCUCCGGUGCUCUGGCCGCCCUGGUGGAGCUGAGCUGAGGCGCGCCAUCGGCUUCCCUGCAGUGCCGCACGGAGGGAGCGGGAUGAUCCUUGCCCCACCUACAUUGUGCCCUGCUGCAUGUAAAGGGAAAACAUUUACUAACCAAC